CAUGGGUACACAUACCCACCUUGCCGCAGGUGACUCUUAAUCAAGAUCAAGAAUAUCAUCAUUUAAUGACCCAAAACCCGCUAACCCAGAUUAAACUUGGUCUCAAAACAACUUCAGCAAAAAAAUGCUUUUUCAUUUCAAUAAACGCAGAAUCGGCGUACCUGACGGUAGUGAAUUUAAUUUCAGUGAACAUGCCAAAAUUUAGGUGAAAAAAAUUGAGCGAUGAAAGUGAGUGUGCUGCUGGUCUGCCUGAUUUGGUUUAAAGUGAAUUUUUCGGUUCCCGUGGAAGAUUUGGAUAUCUUUGCCGAAGAGGUUGUACAAAAUGAGGUUGAGAAGGGUAAUUUUAGCAACAUGCCUGAUAAUAUUAGAAGAAUACCGAGAGUUUUGAAUUUUUUCCCAAUACCAUUUGUAGCAGAAUGUAAAGCAAACGAUGGCAGAAGAAGAGGUAUUUGUAUGAAUACUUAUGAAUGCAGAAUAGAAGGAGGAAAAUCCUAUGGAUUUUGUGCUUUAGGCUUUGGCGUUUGCUGUGUUUUCAGAGCCACGUGCAAACAAGAAGUGAUAAACAAUCUUACCUACUUUGUUAAUCCGGAUUUUCCAGAUUUAACCAGGGGAAUGUCCUCUUGCAGUUUAAAAGUUAAGAAAAUCGAAUCGGAAGUAUCACAGAUACGAUUUGACUUUAUUCAUUUUAAUUUGGGUCAACCAAACCGCAAAACAGGUAUUUGCGAAGAAGAUGUUUUUAAAAUAACUGGGGAAAAUACUACUAAAGACCUUAUUAUUUGUGGAAUGAAUAGUGGACAACAUGUAUAUGUGGAUGUUGAAAAUAUAGACGAGUUGAACGUUGAAAUGACUUUAAGCAAAAAAGCAGUAUCCAGAAUAUGGGAAAUUAUAAUAACACAAGUGUCCUUUUCAGAAGGAUCUCCUCCGGGAUGCUUACAAUAUUUUACUGGUAGGUAUGGAACAGUUCAAACGAUGAAUUUUGCUGAUAAUGGUCGCCAUCUCGCAAAUCAAGACUACAAUAUCUGCAUCAGGCAAGAAGAGAAUAUGUGUAGUAUAACCUAUGAGCCUUGUCAUGAGAAUGCUUUUAGAAUAUCUCCAAAUUCGGAAGAUACCACAAUAAAUACAAACCUUCUAGCUGAAGGGUCUGGGGAUGGCGAAAGCGAUGAUUUAAGAGAAUCUUUUAGAGCUAUCGAAAUGUGUAACGAUAGAAUUAUUCUGCCAUGUGAUACUGAAGAACUAAUAAUGCCAGGUAUGUUUAACCUAGCUCCAGGAUCUUGUAACCUCAUACAUUGCGGUCUCUCCCUUUGCCCCUCAGGAAAUGACCCAUGCAAAAUUGAAAGUAGUGCAACUCCAUUUAAUAUCGGUGUGCAUUUUGGAAAUAGUGCUAAACCUGUUUCACCUGAAGACAAUUUGGGAAUGUGUUUGAAUUAUGAGCAAAUACCAUGUGAAUAAAUUAUUGUAAUAGUUAAAACUAGUUAGAGACCAAAUUAGUAUUACUUAUUAUUUAAAUAUAUAAAAUAUAAAUGAUCAUUAUAUCUUUAA
This is a messenger RNA of Anthonomus grandis grandis, 1539 nucleotides long. RefSeq lists its product as uncharacterized. NCBI's taxonomy places the organism in Eukaryota, Metazoa, Arthropoda, Insecta, Coleoptera, Curculionidae. The coding region runs from base 223 to 1449 and encodes 408 amino acids. The transcript has 9 exons. The record is from RefSeq and is a predicted model, not a curated record.